Messenger RNA from Erigeron canadensis, 1017 nucleotides. RefSeq names its product protein ELC-like. Bases 1 to 1017 code for a protein of 338 amino acids. The transcript has a single exon. Gene Ontology annotation, biological process: endosome to lysosome transport; protein modification process; protein transport. The record is from RefSeq and is a predicted model, not a curated record. Gene Ontology annotation, molecular function: ubiquitin binding. NCBI's taxonomy places the organism in Eukaryota, Viridiplantae, Streptophyta, Magnoliopsida, Asterales, Asteraceae. Gene Ontology annotation, cellular component: ESCRT I complex.
AUGGCAUCACCGUGUCACGUUGAUUUCAUCGACAAUGCUAUGUUUUGCGACACGAUGUUUGCAUUAGCAUAUACUGAUUCCGACCAAAAAUGGCUUAUACGAGAGCAUUUGCUUUCUAUUCUUAGAGAAUUUCCGUCUUUGCAUCCUACUAUUGAUACAUUUAUUCAUAACGAUGGAAGCACGGUGAAGUUACUAAAAGUUGAGGGCAAUUUGCAUAUCUCUCACUCGUUGCCUUUGACCCAUAUAAACAUUUGGAUCCAUGAGCACUACCCUCAUGUGGCACCUAUCGUUCAAGUAUCGUUGGAUCCAUCUAACCCAAUUCGUCCAAACCAUCCAUUUGUGGAUGUUUCGGGUGUGACAACCUCAUCUUAUCUCCACACUUGGAGUCCUUUUGGGUACAACUUAGUGGGUCUUGCAUACAAUUUGGUAAGACUAUUUUCAUUAGACCAUCCAUUCUCUUUAGUUAGUACUGACCGUAACAUGUGUCACCUCUCUUACAUGUCCAAAAUGGAAUGUAUGGAUCGGCUUUGGUGGAUGCUUCACUAUGACAUAAUUACAUUGAGUGAAAACACAAACAACAAAAUUGAAAAGCUUACUACUCUUCAAGGUGAGAUGAAGAUGCGUGGUGACGUUAUAGACAACAUUAUCACGGGACUAGAACAUGAACGGGCGGGUCUAAAGCAAAGAGUCAAGGAAAUGACGGAUGAGGCUGAUAUGUUGAUAAACUGGUUGGCGGUGAACAAAGUAAAUUUAAGUGUGGCCUUGGGAGGGGAAGUGGAAGAUGCAUUUGAGUUUGAAGGCAAGGACGCAAACUUGGUGAUGGAGGGAUUAGCCGAAGAUAGGGCUUUAGAAGAUUUGAUGUAUGCAGUUGAAAAGGCUCACGAGAAAGGCGCUAUGAGCCAUGAAGUUUACAUUAAACAAAUUCGGGUUUUGGCAAAGGAUCAAUUCAUGAUUAGGGCCAAACUUAAGAAGUUAAGGGGUCCUAAAAUAUUCAAGUUUCUUGAUUUAAUCUUGUAG